Molecule: messenger RNA, 3078 nt
Organism: Symbiodinium sp. CCMP2592
Lineage: Eukaryota; Dinophyceae; Suessiales; Symbiodiniaceae
Source: the annotation of a GenBank genome assembly
AUGCUGAAAGCAAGGUCGGUGUAUGGAGCUGAGUUCUAUCUCCGUGCUUACUUCGAGAAGUCGCUGCAGGGCGACAAGUUCCUGAAUCUGCAGAGCAAGCUCCUCAUUGAUGUGAGCCAGCGAAUUCGAGAGUUCGGGGGCCGACCAGGCAGUCCGCUAACGCCCUUGGUUCCGGCUCCGACCCCGGCCCCUGCGGCCGCGCCCAAGUACGACAGUGCAAAAACCAGAGCGACAGAUUCUCAGGAGGCGGAUCCGAGCCCACAAGUUCUCGCCCGAAGGCAAUCCCUCUCAUGGCUUGCGAAGCAGCCUACCCGAAAGCGUUUCGGUUCUGGGCGCUUCGCUCGGUGGAGUUGGUUGGAACCAUGCGCCGGGCGCAAGAUCCAACCAGGUGAUGACAAUGGUCGUCCUACCUCGAUUACAGCGCAGGCCAAGCCGGAGAAGCCUUCUGCAGAGAAGGCCGCAGAUGAGACACCUCAGGCUCAAGUGUCUCGUCCUUUGCAGAUUGAGACCAUCCACCAGGAGCGCGACAGGCACGAAGCGUGCCAGCACAUUGCGAAGGUCUUGGCAGCUCAGUUUGCUUGUGAGUCUCAACCAGAAAGGCUCGAAGAUCUCCUCGCCAGCAAGGAAGCUGAGGUAUCCCGGCUGCGGGAGGAGGUGGCGGCCCUGACGGCUGAGAAGGAGUCUGUGGAGUCUGCCUUGGAGGCCGCCGAGGUGAAGUUGGCUGAAGCCGCCAAGGCAAAGUCCAAAGGCCACGGCCACGGCGCCGACGAAGCGCUGCAGGGGCAGGAGCCGCCCCAUGCGUUUGCAACAGCGGCAGGCGCCGCACGCGCCAAGGCUGGAGAGGCCCCAGCAGCAUCAGCUGCAGCGGCGGCGGACAUCCCGGCUGCACGUGAAGGUCCUCUUGAAGUCGAGGACAGCGGGCCGCGGGGACAGGUUGCCGCGAUCAGGCGCGAAAGAGAGGAGGGAAUCCGCUCGGAAUCCAUGCGCGAGAUGUUUUUGGGAUGUGUUGAGCUGCUUGCGGCGGAUAUCUACGCCUCCCGUGCGCACUUCGUCCUGGAGCUGCUCCAGAACGCGGAUGACAACGAGUAUGCAGAGGGUGUCGAGCCAGAGGCUCGAUUUCUGCUGCAUCACGAGGUUGGUUCGCAGCCUUACAUUGCAGUGGUCAACAACGAGAUUGGCUUGAAUGCGCAAGACUUGAUUGGCAUGUGCGCCAUAUCCAAGUCUGCGAAGAAAGAGAAGGCCGACCGGACCGGGCGCAAAGGCAUCGGAUUUAAGAGCGUCUUUGCCGUUUCGUCCUGCCCACAUGUGCUGAGCCGUUCCUACACCUUCAAGUUCGACGUCCACAAUGAUCGCAUGGUGCUCCGCUCGGCUGAAGACGCGUGCAAGCUUGCCAUUGCGGAGUUCACGGCAAUGCUUGCGGUUCCAGCAGUUGUGGCCUUUGGCAUAGUUGUCCUGUCUGUCCAUGCCGUGUUGGCGGACUGGGACUUGGACGGCUUGUCAAAGGCCUGGUCGAGCUGGAUUGAAAAAGGGUUUAAGAAGCCGGAUGUGCAGGAGCAGCGCAUGGAAGAUGCCCUGCGGAAGAUGAUGGUGGAACACCUCCAGCAAGCUAUACGUUAUGUGGCGCACUUCCUGUGCGCUCUAGUGCUGUUUCUCUUGUACCGCAUGCAGCAGCAGCCGGACUUUGUCACUGUAGUUCAGUUUGUGGCGGUCGUGGUGCAUUAUCUCUGCUGCUGGUGGGUGUCAAGAUCGCAGCUGACCUUCAACAUGCUUCGACUGAUGACUUUGCUGUCACAUGCAGGUCACACUUUCUUCAUCGUCAACACACACUUUUCAGAGGAAGCGGACUACCACUUGCUCUCGGUUGUCUCGGCGGCCUUUCAUGUGUGUGGGGCUGCUGUCAUUCACGACCCGCCUCUUAUGAUCCCAUGUCAGAUUUGGGUUUGUGCGGUGGAGGUCGCAUGCUACUUCGGCCUGGAGGGGAGACGCCGCGGUCCUCCGUGGCAUUUUCUCUGUGGUCAGGCUGUCAUUCUGGCCUUGGCGUGCGGCGUCUCAGUCAUGGUCCAGAGCUGGUCCCGAGCUUGCAUCAAAGCUUCAUUCCAGUCGGCCGACGCGAAUCUCUCUUUGGAAGGCUUCCAGCGGGUCUUGCGAAGCGUCUGCGAUGCAGACGUGCUUCUCGAUGACAGUUUCCAUAUCGUCGGGGACAAUACUCGCUUGAGACGCGUCCUAGCGACGCCCACCGAUCUUCAAGGCGUGAAGUUUACCGACCUACUCGAGCAGGAGGGGAAGACGCUCUUCGAGAACUUCGUCCGGAAGUCAUGCAACGCAGGCCAAAACCCGAAAGAGAGGAAGGAACUGGAGAAAAGUUGCAGCAUUCCGCCGUGCCUGCGUGUCUCACUGCCAAGUGCGUAUUCGCGGGUUGGUGUGGACAUUUUCCAUGUUCUCGUGCCGCGCUUUUUGGAUGCUGCAGGACCCCUUCACCUUCUAGCCAUCACGGAAGAUCCAGAUACGAGGCUGCAGCCGGAAGCAACUCUUGGAGCGAUUCCAGAAGCGCUCUGCAUGUACUCCGAAGACGACAACGAUCGCCUGUCCACAGUUGCGGAGUCGGAGGGUGGCUACUCAAAACAAAGUCUGAGCAGCUCGAUGCUGUGCAGGGUACACCCCGUUCCCGAGCUGCGUGAACUUACGAUGCUCGUGGAUGCUAGUACGGACCAGCAGGAUGUGCUGCAAGUACACGCCAAGUUCAAGCGUGACAAGAACCUGCCCAAUGACAUUCACUCGUGCAUGCCAUGCUUGCAGACCAUGCUCAGACCGUCGGAUUGGCUCAGCAUCCGUAUGCGCGUGGCGAAGUUUGCGCACGAACAGUGCCAGUUCGGUUCUCCAGACACACAUGAGCUGCCGUCCGUAAUGCUUCGCAGGUUGGAUGACCAGAACAAGUUCCUGGCGGCUAACACGGUCAACCUCGCCCCGUGUCGCGGCCAGGAGCCAUCGAAGAAGUCUUCAUUGGUUUGGGUCUACGUCCGAGAUUUCGUGAAUGACGAGGCCAAGUUCCGAAUGCAGCCAGGUAAUGUAUUAGGCUGA